AUGGAGCAUCGAUCUACAGCCUCAGCGUACUCGCACCAUCACCAUCAACACCGCAUCGAAAUCCUCCCCACCGCCGCGCUUCGCGCGAGCUUCACCGCUGUCGACGUGCUUGGCAAGGGGCAGUACGGCGUCGUCUGGCGCCUCGUUGACCGCCGCACCGCGCGCCAGUUCGCAUGCAAGCGCGUCUCGCGCGCCGCGUGCGGAGAAAACGCGCACGCCACGGCGCGGCGGGAGAUCGAAAUCAUGGCGAAGCUUCGCGGAAAGGGCUGCGGACAUAUAAUCGGCUUGGAAGGAGUGUACGCGGACCGAGAUUCGUUAUACAUGCUCAUGGAGCUCGGGACCGGAGGGGACCUUUUAGCGAAGAUACAGAAUGAAGGGAUGCUUAGCGAAACGGAGUCCCGAGAUAUUUUCGCGUCGGUGGCUCGCGCCGUUAAAGAGUGUCACGAUAACAGCAUUAUUCACCGCGACAUCAAGCCCGAAAACAUCCUUCUCUGCCCGAAAAAAACAGCUCCCGGAGCCGCAGCCCCGGAUUCUUUUUCGCACAACAUUUCGCAAUCGUCCUCUGCGGCGGGAAACCCGCAACACGUCGCGAAACUCACCGAUUUCGGCCUGUCGCUGGAGCUGCCACGCUGGCAGCAGGUGGUUGGCUACGCGGGAAGCUACCCAUACGAGGCGCCCGAGGUGAUGGCUUUAGAGCCGUACGAUGAAUCCGCUGAUAUCUGGAGCCUCGGCGUGUUGCUGUACGCGAUGCUUUCGGGAACAUGGCCUCUGUUCCGUGAUAACGUUAGAGCGCUCGACGAUAUCGCGGAUUGGGAGGCGCCCUGCUGGUCGUCGAUCUCGGACGACGCGAAGAAUCUCAUCCGUUGGAUGCUCGCUGUCGACCCCCUCAUGCGCCCCACGAUUGACCAAAUACUCGCUGACACGUGGCUAGCUCCACCUCCCCCGCCUCCCUCCCGCCGCUUCACCCAUGCUGACGACAUCCCUGCCGCGUUUCCCGCCGCGAUUCCCGCCUUUGUUGCAAUUCCUGACAUCAAGUUCCCCCAACCUGACUUUCCCGAGCCUAACUUAACCAAACCUGCAUCCAAGAAGCUGGAAGUCUCUAUCCCCGAAGCUCCAGAACACCCGGUUAGCCCGAAAAAAAACUCUCCUCGUGGGAACUACUUCAGCAGCCCCAAGCAUGCAGCAGCAGCGCUGAAGCACGUGGUCCCCACGUGCCUGGCUUUCAAGAUGCGCGCCGGGCGGCGGGGAUCGUCCCGUGUGGCGCCGACAGCUGUCUGCCUCUCGCAGUCGGUUGACGGGGCGGCAGGAGCCAGGCAGAGCCGCCCAAUCGCAGCGUAA
This is a messenger RNA of Closterium sp. Yama58-4, 1338 nucleotides long. Lineage: Eukaryota; Viridiplantae; Streptophyta; Zygnematophyceae; Desmidiales; Closteriaceae. The record is from the annotation of a GenBank genome assembly.